AUGGCGAUAAUUGAAGAGUUUGUUGAAGGAGAAGAAGAUAUUUUGGAUAAGUGUGAAAAUCUGAAAAAAGAGGGAAAUUCGAAAUUUGCGGAAGGAAAAUAUGAAGAAGCUGAAAAAAUCUAUAAAGAAGCUUUUGAAUUGUGUCCCGAAACAUCGAAUGAACUCAAAGCGAUUCUUCUCUCAAAUCUUGCAGCCGCUCAAAUAAAAUUAGAAAAAUGGCAAAAUGCCGCAGAAUCGGCGACAAAUGCAAUUGAACUUGGUGUGAAAAAUGAGAAAGCAUUGGAACGACGAGCAUUUGCUUAUUCGAAUAUUUCGGAAAAAUAUGAGUCGGCAAUUGAGGAUUAUCAAAAAUUGGCAGAGAUUUGUGAGAAGAGACGAAAAAACGAGUUUGAUAGAAAAAUACAGGAUUUGAAUCUGAAAAUUGGCGAGCGAAAUGAGGCGCUGAAAAAAGAUGUUAUGGAAAAAUUGAAAGGAUUUGGUAAGUUCGAGGGUUUUAUGACUAACAGGGAAUAGUUUCCAAUAAAAACGGGAUAUUUUUUUUUGAAAAUUGUUCAAGAUCUCAACCUCCGGAUUCUCAUGAAAGAAAUUUAUAUUUACAAAAUUUUUUUUGAGUUGGAAUCUAUUAAAAUAAAAUUUUUCAAAUUUUUUCAGGCGAUUUCUGUCUUCGACCAUUUGGCCUUUCAACUGAUAGUUUUGAAUUGAAGCAAAAUGAACAAGGCGGAUAUUCAGUGCAAAUGAAGCAACAACAACAACAAUCACAAGAAGGAGAAUCUGCAGCCCCAAAUAAUUCAGAUGUGUAAGAAAUUUUUAAUGAAUUUUAUAUGAAUGGUACUUUUAAGUCUUUGAAUAAUCUUGAAAAAUUCGAAUUUUCUUGAAGUUCUACAUUUUCAGCGAUUAAAACUGUGCUGAACACGCACAUAUUUUGCCUGGAAAUAAGUAGGUUGUGUUGAAUAGAAAGAGUUGAGUUUCACUUACGAAUCGCAUCCUCCAUUUUGAAAACCGCCGCAAAAAACAAGAAAAAAAGAGAAAAAAAGAAAAAAAUGGAAUUUGUCGAUCGAGCAGUGCAUCUCGACUUCGUGACGAGGCCCGUCAAGCCAACAACUCGUCCUCCCUUUAAUUGGCAAGCUGCCCAAACCAAUUGUGCGCAAGUUUGCGUCAUGGUCUCUCAUUGCGGACUUUUAAAUUCAUUUUUCUUGAGCGUUUUUUUAUAUGGAAGAUUUUGGGGUUUUGGUCCUAAUUUGCGAAUAAAUCUGUAAAAAAAUUGAAGGAUAAUUUUUGCAGGAUGGAUUCGUCUAUUUUCAAACCACUGAAACAAUUGUCUGGUUCUCACGUCGUGGCAGACAAAUGGGAAAAGAUAAUUUCGUGGAGACGCAGACAUUUUGUGUGGUCUCGCAGCGAUGCACCUGGGCGACCGGGGAGAGUACGGUUUGACGCUUGGUCUCGCAGCGAUUCACCUGGGCGACCGGGGAGAGUACGGUUUCGCCAAUUGGUCUUGCAGCGAUUCACCUGGGCGAUCGGGGACAGUACGGUGUCUUUUUUCUCUGCAUCUCCUCGGAUUUGUGUGGUGGCACGACGUGUUCUGAAUGGACUGGCCAAAAAAAGUUUCUUUCCACAACACUUGGUUCAGCAUGUCCUUUCGUCGUCAUUUAUCAUCACAAUUUUUGCAUGUUGUUGCAUCCGCAAUAAUUAUUUAUUAUUGUACGUGACCUACACGUACCAAUUCGUGGCAUUGCUAAGCUGACGUUGCUUUAGCCGUCAGACUCGUCACCGUAUCCAACACAAGGAUACAACACAUGUUUAUCAUUUGGAGCGCAAUAAAAAAGUGUAUACAUUUGAAUUUCCCGAUGGAGUCAAGAUAGUUGAUGUCCAAACAAAGGUAAAUUAUAUUCUUUCAUUUAUAAAUUGGUUAAUCUAAAUUUUGAACAUUUUCAGAUGGAUUGUUCGGUAUCUUAGUUAGCACAAGCGAUGCAAAUGCAACAUGAGGUGCUCAAAAUUUUCUAGUUGACCUGGAAUCGCAGUUAGGAUCACAUGUUAAUCUCAAAUUAGCUUGGACCUUGGGCGUGCCAGAAGUGGUUUGUUAACUUAUCAUAUGCGUAUAAGAAUUAUUUUUAAAAUGUUCAGAUUACUGUUGUGAAGACACUUUUCACAAACGAAGAUAUGCACAGAAAGAGAAAGGCAUUGAAAUUGUAUCGAAACUUCGAAAAUUGGCCUCAUGUUGUUGCAAUUGGCGCGAAAAAUUCAUGUUGUUUUAUCGGUAAUCUUCAACAACAAGAAGAUUUUGAUCCGGAAUCAUUGUUCAUCAAUACGGUAAUUAUUAUCAAUGUUCUGUGUGAGUUAAUUCUAUUAUUCUUUCUUUACAUGAUAAAGAAUUAUUUUCAGCUCCAAGCCGAUCGGAAUCUCGCCGAACAUUCACUUAUACAUCAGAAGAUUUUUCGAAAACCUACGAUGUUGCAGUUGUUAGUGUUACAUCGCUGGGUUUUUUGCCAAGAAGCCGAACACUAUUAGUUGGGAUUGAUAUGGGAGGAAUUAUUAAAGUUGCAUUGAACCCAUCAAGUUCAAUAAAAUCAUUACCACUCCAACGCCCAAUCCGACAAAUUGCAACAGUGGAACCAGAAGAUGAGCCGGAUCGAGAUGAAUAUUUCAUUGCACUUUGA
Molecule: messenger RNA, 2654 nt
Organism: Caenorhabditis angaria
Lineage: Eukaryota; Metazoa; Nematoda; Chromadorea; Rhabditida; Rhabditidae
Source: the annotation of a GenBank genome assembly